This is a messenger RNA of Leucoraja erinaceus (little skate), 1803 nucleotides long. Its product is annotated as alpha-soluble NSF attachment protein. Gene Ontology annotation, cellular component: vacuolar membrane; terminal bouton; synaptobrevin 2-SNAP-25-syntaxin-1a complex. Gene Ontology annotation, biological process: regulation of synaptic vesicle priming; SNARE complex disassembly; intracellular protein transport. The transcript has 10 exons. The record is from RefSeq and is a predicted model, not a curated record. Lineage: Eukaryota; Metazoa; Chordata; Chondrichthyes; Rajiformes; Rajidae. The coding region runs from base 29 to 916 and encodes 295 amino acids. Gene Ontology annotation, molecular function: syntaxin binding; soluble NSF attachment protein activity.
GGGGGGGAGGGGGCGAGCGGGGUCAGACAUGGACAACUCAGCGAAGGAGCGGGAGGCGCUGGGCCUGGUGGCCGAGGCGGAGCGGCGCGUCCGCGGGGCCAAGUCCUUCAUGGCCUCCCUAUUCGGAGGGUCUUCAAAACUGGAAGAAGCAUGUGAAUUGUAUUCCAGGGCUGCUAACAUGUUCAAAAUGGCAAAGAACUGGAGUGCCGCAGGCAAUGCCUUUUGUGAGGCGGCCAAACUCCACCUGCACUUGCAGAGUAAGCAUGAUGCUGCAACAAACUUUGUGGAUGCAGGAAAUGCCUUCAAGAAAGCCGAUCCUCAAGAGGCCAUUAAUUGUUUGAACAGGGCUAUAGAGAUUUAUACAGACAUGGGCCGGUUUACAAUUGCAGCAAAGCAUCACAUAUCGAUAGCCGAGAUCUACGAGAGCGAGCUGGUGGAUAUUGAGAAAGCAAUCGCACAUUAUGAGCAGGCAGCAGAUUACUACAAGGGUGAAGAAUCCAACAGUUCUGCGAAUAAGUGUCUAUUGAAAGUUGCCACAUACGCUGCACAGCUAGAACAAUAUUUCAAAGCCAUCGAAAUAUAUGAACAGGUAGGCACAACAGCCAUGGACAGCCCACUACUCAAGUACAGUGCGAAAGAAUACUUCUUCAAAGCUGCUCUCUGCCAUUUCUGUGUCGACGUGUUAAAUGCUAAGUUGGCUGUAACCAAAUACGAGGAGAUGUUUCCAGCCUUCUCAGAUUCCAGGGAGUGUAAACUUGUCAAGAAACUCCUGGAUGCUUUUGAAGAAGAGAAUGUUGAUGCCUACACUGAUGCAGUGAAGGAGUACGAUUCCAUCUCGAGGUUGGACCAGUGGUUGACGACAAUGUUGCUGCGAAUCAAGAAGACCCUUCAUGCAGAACCGACUGACCUAUGUUAGGCAGAACUGUUAACAACAAUCUCUGGUCAAAAUCUGAAAGGAGGGGGAGGGAUGGGAACAAAUGGUUUUUGAUUUUUUUUUUUUUUUUUUUUUUUUUAAUCUGCAAAUUGAAACGUGAAGAUGCAUUCCAGAAUUGGAAGCGUUUGAACAUUUUUUUGCAUUUAAGAUAAAUAUUCUGCUUGCAGGUUGGACUAUAGUAAGCUGUAAUUUUUGAUGCAACCAUAAUUUUUCCCCCAACCAUCCUUUGUCCUCUCUCCUUGCAAGAGUUCUCUGUAUAAAUGCAAGUUGCCCUCUGUGUGGCUUUAAUGAUUAUUAUAUUAUAACUGUAGCAAUAUAAACUAAUCCAGGGUAUAGCAUGAAGAUUGGGCGAGUGCCUCGUGAUCAUCUGGUUUGCUCUGCUCGGGUUAGUCUUCCUGCGUUUUGCUCGUAGGUCUGGCGCUAGCUGCCUUGCAGACCCUUGCUGAAAAUAUAGGACCAGAUCAGCCUUGGCUACGAUGCCUUCUGCAGUUGAACAGCUGGCCAUUGUUACCUUGGGUUCCCCCAGGGAUCAACCAACUCAAAGUAAAUAUAGUUUUAUUUCUGGAGGUCGGAGGGGAAGGGGGAAGGAGGUGUGGAUGUAAGUAGGUCAAAGGGUUUUGGAAUAUGUUAAAACUAUUAGGCAAAAUAUUUUAACCUGAAUUUCCCAGUCUAUUUGAUUCAUCAGUUGUACACUUAAGUUAUUUUGGGAGGGGUUUUAUAGUAGCACUUGUCACAGGUGUGUGGGACAUGUACGCUGUCUAAAUAAGCCAGCUAAAGGUCAUGUAUAUUCACUGCACAGGUAGCCAGCCAAGAGGGAGGUUGUUCCGUGUUUAGCUGAACUAGUUGCACCCAUGUAUAAAUACACAUUA